CGCGUACUUACAAUACACUAGGUGGCGCUAACGGACACCUGUCUUGUCAGCUUCCUGUUUCUCAAGAAAGAACUAGCUGAUGUUGUGUUUUACACGUGAAAGAAAAUGGCAUCGAACAGUCACAUAAAGAUAGGAAUAAUUGGUGGAUCUGGACUUGAUGAUCCAGAUAUCUUGGAGGGAAGGACAGAACGGUAUGUAGUCACACCGUUUGGAAAGCCAUCUGAUGCUCUAAUUUUGGGCAAAAUAAAGAAUGUUGAAUGUGUACUUCUCGCAAGGCAUGGGAGACAACACACCAUAAUGCCCACCAAUGUCAAUUACCAGGCCAAUAUUUGGGCUUUGAAGGAAGAGGGCUGCACUCACCUGUUAGUCACCACAGCCUGCGGUUCCCUCAGAGAGGACAUCCAGCCCGGGGACAUCGUUUUGAUCGACCAGUUUAUUGAUAGGACAACAAAACGUGUCCAGACAUUCUAUGAUGGGCAGCCCACCAGCCCCCCAGGUGUGUGCCACAUCCCUAUGGCUGAACCGUUCUGCAACAGGACUAGAGAGGUGCUCGUGGAGGUAGCCCAGGGACUCGGUGUGAAGUGUCACGCCCGAGGGACAAUGGUGACCAUAGAGGGUCCUCGUUUCUCCUCUCGGGCAGAGAGCCUCAUGUUCAGACAAUGGGGUGCUGAUGUCAUCAACAUGACCACAGUACCGGAGGUGGUUCUUGCCAAGGAGGCCGGCCUGUGUUAUGCUAGUAUUGCAAUGGCAACUGAUUAUGACUGCUGGAAAGAGCACGAAGAGGCGGUUUGCGUGGACAAUGUUAUGAAAACCAUGAAAGAAAAUGCUAAUAAAGCUAGCAGCAUCCUGCUCACAGCAAUCCCACAGAUCUGUCAGAUGGACUGGGAGAGCACUAUUAAUGCACAAAAAUUGAUGUCGCAGUCAUCAGUAAUGUUGCCCAAACAUUGAAGUAUCCGGCCAUUGAGAAGUCAUCCACAUGUUGUGUCCACAGCUGCAAUCAUGUUUCUGUUAACAAGCGUGACAUUUCUACCAUUAUCGAUCUAAAUAAAAAUGAAGGAGGGUUUGUCAUCCACCCCAUGUGGCUAUUACUUUUGUCUUCAAAAUGGUUGUUUAAAAAAAAGUAAUGCAUGGUAGCAUUGCCAGAGGACAGGAUCUGUUGAUUAUAGAAUUGUUUUACAGUGCCUUUUUAAUAAUAGCAGUAGUGUUGUUACACCUUGAAGUACCUUGGAUAAAUACUUUUGUUUGGAUAUAAAACUAAAUACUUGUAUUUCACAACCACUAAUAAAUAUAUGCAUACACCGUUGGUCCCUAAGGAAAA
Molecule: messenger RNA, 1318 nt
Organism: Puntigrus tetrazona (Sumatra barb)
Lineage: Eukaryota; Metazoa; Chordata; Actinopteri; Cypriniformes; Cyprinidae
Gene: mtap
Product: methylthioadenosine phosphorylase
Exons: 8
Coding region: 106-948 (280 amino acids)
Biological process (GO): nucleoside metabolic process
Cellular component (GO): cytosol
Molecular function (GO): S-methyl-5-thioadenosine phosphorylase activity
Source: RefSeq, a predicted model, not a curated record